Panthera uncia (snow leopard) is the source of this 1969-nucleotide messenger RNA. RefSeq names its product coiled-coil domain containing 152 (gene CCDC152). Lineage: Eukaryota; Metazoa; Chordata; Mammalia; Carnivora; Felidae. The record is from RefSeq and is a predicted model, not a curated record. The transcript is spliced from 8 exons. The coding region runs from base 104 to 787 and encodes 227 amino acids.
UGUCCCCGGGUUCGAAAUUCCCACUUUGGCCUUGGAAAUUCUUUUCUUCAUACCUCCUCACGUCUCCUAAGCCAUCCACUCCCGUCAGGCCCGCUGUUUAGACAUGAGUCAAAGCAGCGAAGGAUGUAUGAAAAAGAUUAGCGGUGUGAAUCUUGACAAGCUUAUAAGUGAUUUCUCACAGAUAGAAAAGAAAAUGAUAGAAACCAGUGGAAAGAAUAAUAUACUGGAUAUGCAGUUGGAAAAAACUAACUAUUUGUUAAAAGUAACGCAAACAAAGGAGGUUUCAAUUAAAAAAGAAUGUUCUGCUCUUCAUAAUAUGAUAAAAGGGCUACAGCAGACCAUUGAACAUCAACAUAAUUUGAAAGGUGAAAAUGAACAACUAAAAAGAAAUGCUGAUUUUAUGAGAGAAAAGCUGAAGUCUCAUGAACAAGAAUAUAAGAAUAAUAUUGCCAAACUUAUGAGUGAAAUGAAAAUCAAAGAGGAGGGACAUAAAAUAGAAAUAAGGAAACUUUAUCAGGAUAUGCAGGAAAAAAUUGAGUCAAAUGAAGAAAAGCAUAAAGAACUGAUAGAGAAAAAGGAGGUGGAAAUUUCAGAGUUAAAUGCAAAGUUAAAAACUCAAGAAAAGGAAAAACAAAGUGAAAUAAUCAAAUUACAGCUCGAGUUUGAUGCCAAACUAGCAAGAGUUCAAACUAAAUCAAAAUCCUAUGCAGAUUCUACUAUUUUGCCACAGAGUAUCUACAGAAGGGUAUGUGAGAUUUUUUUCCAUAGCCAUUGUAUAAGAAAAUAAAUGUUCUGUGUGCUUCUAUAAAAGCUAUCUAGUAUUUACUAACAAUAUACUUAACAGUCUUUCUUAAAAUAUAUCACACAACCAGAAAGAUACUAGGUUUUGAGUAAUAUUUAAAAGUCACUUUCAAUUUAAAAUAGUAAAUCUUAGGGGUGCCCGGGUGGCUCAGUCAGUUAAGUGUCCAACUUCAGCUCAGGUCAUGAUCUCGUGGUUCACGAGUUUGAGCCUCUCUCUCCCCCUCUCUCCCUCUCUCUCUCAAAAAUAAAUAAAACUUUAAAAAAUUUAAAGACAUAGUAAAGCUUAGCAGUAAAUUAAAACGUUAGAGAAGUCCUCUGAUCUUUGGUCAUGUAAGGAAUUCCAUGAUCUGUUCUGAACUAAGGCUGACCUACUAUUCUGAAGUUAUUUAGGCACUUAGGUAAUAUAUUUUUUUUAUUGUUCAACUCCUACUUUAUGAUUCAUAACUUCAAGCUAUAUACAAAAAAAGAGAAUAAACUAAAACAAAUGGUGCUAAAAUGUGUUUUAAUAUCCUUAUUCCAGUUGUACCCCAUAAGCCUCAUAAAAAUAAAAUCAUAAACCUUUCAAAACAAGCUUUUUUAAUCUACUUAAACCAGAAAUGUAGUUUUUGUUGUUUUAUUGCUUCUUGUAUUUAAUCUUACUAUUUCUGAAUUGCAGUAACAAAUUUUUUGCUUCUUUAUUUAGAAGCUUCAACAUCUUCAAGAAGAAAAAAACAAGGAGAUUGCAGUUCUUCGUAAUACCAUUCGCAAUUUAGAGCAACGUCUCUCUGUUGACAAAGAUUCUCAACUUAAACCUUUUGACAAAGGAUCUUGCCCUAAGCGUAGACGGUUUUGAGUAUGACAGUAAAUUCAUUAGUUGCUACUUAAUUUCUUUAAAAGCAGCUGAAAAUGCCACUUCUGUCAUUAAUAUAACAUACUACCUAAAUAAUAACAAUGAAAAAAAGAUUGCUUUAAACAUUUUAAAUUGAGUUUAUUAAACAAAUCCACAUUUGGCCAACUGUGUGUACCACAUUCUUGCUUAAUAGUAUUAACCAUAGAGGAGUUCAGGUUUAUAGCACGUAGUUUACCUAUUGAACCAUCAUUGACUAUGGAAAUACUUUCUAAGCAAUCAAGAGACAGACAACAUUCAUUUACCUUCUCCAUUACAUCUUUCAAGACAGACUAUCUCAAA